UAACGGAAGUCCGUAUCGGAUCUCGCUUCGGAUUGACAACAAAACAAACAGGAGUGAAACUGAAGCGGUAAACAUGCGUCUGUCAUCGCUGAGCUGAAGCGGGUUUGAGACAUGGACUGCUAAAGCUCUCUCAGUGCGGCAGCAGCAUGGAGGAGAUGGAGGGGAUCGAGGAUGAUAAUCAUAACUGUCGCGCGGAGGCAGUGAGUGUGUGUUCACCUGCGCAGGUGUGUGUGGACUCGGACUCCAGCAGUGACACCUGUGAGUCCGACAGCUCGGCCACAUCUGCGCUGCUGCUCAGCUCCGCUUCCAAGUUCCUCUUGAACGCGAUGACAGCAGAAGAAUACAGGACGGUUUACUGGCCAAAGCUAGAGCGAGCCAUUGAGCAUCUGCUCACUCAAAGCCCGAUGGACCACAUCUCCAUCUCAUACGAACAGAUCUACAGUCACGUUUAUAAGUGCGUGUGCCAACAGCACUCAGAGCUGCUCUACAACGACCUGAUGUGGAAGAUCACGUCUCAUCUAGAACAAGUGUCUUCUGAGCUACAGGCCAGCCCACCAGAACAUUUAAUUGAAAACUUUAACCUGGCUCUGACGCAGUACACAGCCGCCCUGCACUGCAUCGUUCCCGUCUUCAUCUAUAUGAACAAGUUCUACAUUGAGACGAAGCUGAACCGCGACCUGCGGGACGAUCUCAUGAAGCUCUUCUCCGAUCACGUAGCAGAGAAACACGUCAGCACGCUGCUGCCUCUUCUUAAAAAGGCUCAUUCCAUGCCGUUUCAAGUCAAACCAUCAACUAUGGCGAGUGUUGUGAAAGGUCUUUACGCCCUCCGGCCAGACUGGGUUCCUCUUGCUCCGGCUCUGUUCUCUAGAUUCAUUCCUCAGAUCGAUCCUCCUGCUCUUGAAUCUCAGCUCCCGCAUUACGCCGAUCAAGAUAAAAAACUGCAGAUGGAGCUUUUUCACAACGGCUUCUCCAGGGGCGAUCAGUCACGGAAGCGAGCGAGCGAAGAAUCGUGACAGCGAAGUGGACGUUUACACUACUUCAGUGAGAAGACACCAACACGCCUGUGAUCACGAAGCGUCCCGAUACACUCGCCGACGAGCUGCUGCCAUUUAAGCCUACGUAAUUCAUUAACAAUCACUUCACAACAGACUUUAUCUGAUACAGAGACACUUCAUCUCUUCAUACAGUCCUUUGGGAAUUCUCAGUUGUUUUGAGAGUUCACAAAAACAUUACACAAACACGAGCAUCAUCUCUACGGCCUUUGUGGGAUUGCCUCUUUUCUCUUGUCUGGAUUUGUUUAACAGUAUUUAUCAUAUUUCCAGGUUGAUUUAUUCUAUCAAGCGGGCUGUUUUCGCUUCCUCCUCACUUUUCCUUACUUUGUCGUUCAGUGAAAUCCUCCGGUUUGCUGUGAUUUCAGUAAGGGUGGUUAUAGACUGCAGUAACGUGAUGUUGGAUCCAGAAUGUCUUAUCGGGUGAUGAAUGAAGGGGUUCAAAAUCCAGAUUUUUACCCAAUUAUUUAAUUUUUUUGUUUUAGGAUCACUACUGUAAUUUUAAACAGUUUUAGAUAAUAAUAACGUGCCUUUGGCUGUUCGCCUUUUUUCCUUUUUAAGUGAAAUGUGAAAUGUAAGUCAAUCAUUUAUUAUGACAGCUGUUGAUUUUUUUUUUUUUUUUUUUUUUUUUUUUUUGGCGCUUCAAUAGAAGAAAAGUCACACGUUGAAUCUGGAAGCUCAAAAGUUUGUGAAAAACCGCACCGAAAAAGGACAUCUGAAAUGCAGGUGUGAUAUAAAGGGCUGCUAAUAAUUUAUCUGAAAUAAACUCAUGACACUGAAACAAGAAUUGUGUGUAAUAACUUUCAUUAAGUCAUUAAAAAGCAAUAUUAUAUAAUAUAAUGCUAAAUAGAUCAUUAGUUAAUGCAAAUUUUAUUCAGAAAUUUUCAUAUUUUAAUGUAUGCGAGGUAUAAUAUAAGCAUUAUAUAGUAAUGUUAUUAUAAUAACUUAAUAAAAAAUUAUUAUAAACCAAAAACGAAGCAAAUACUUUUUGGAAUAAACACUUUAAUCUGACAUUAAAAUUAUUAAUAACUUACAGUGAGUCUUUAACAAGCUGUAUUAAGUUAUAUAAUGUUAAAUAGAUCAUUAGUUAAUGCACAUUUUAUUCAUAUAUUUUCAUAUUUCAAAGUAUAUGGAGUAUAUUUAGGCAUAAUAAUGUUAUUCUAAUAUUGUUUCUGGCUUAAUAAAAAUGAUUAAAACGUGAAACAUUGAUCAUAUUAUGGGAAAUUUCUGUUUAACUUAGCUUAAAGACAGUUAAACUAAAGCUGUGUGUGUAAAAUAAUAUUUUUUACGAGAAUUUCAUUAUAACCUCAUUAUAAAACGGUGUAUGAAAUGAGCAAAAUGGCAAGCAGAACACUUGAAAAUAAUCAGUUAUUAACAAAUUGAAUAUGAUCCAUCUCACUUGUUUUUGUAAUUUUCUAUUGUUUUGUAUUAUAGUUAAACUCUAAAAGCAUUACAGUGUAUGUUUUGCAUUGCAAUAAAGAUAAUUGAUGAGAAAAUUGUCAUGUAA
Molecule: messenger RNA, 2556 nt
Organism: Onychostoma macrolepis
Lineage: Eukaryota; Metazoa; Chordata; Actinopteri; Cypriniformes; Cyprinidae
Gene: cacul1
Product: CDK2 associated cullin domain 1
Exons: 8
Coding region: 147-1013 (288 amino acids)
Biological process (GO): ubiquitin-dependent protein catabolic process
Molecular function (GO): ubiquitin protein ligase binding
Source: RefSeq, a predicted model, not a curated record